Messenger RNA from Purpureocillium takamizusanense, 1459 nucleotides. RefSeq names its product D-arabinitol dehydrogenase (NADP(+)). Gene Ontology annotation, molecular function: oxidoreductase activity; zinc ion binding. The transcript is spliced from 10 exons. Bases 249 to 1292 code for a protein of 347 amino acids. Lineage: Eukaryota; Fungi; Ascomycota; Sordariomycetes; Hypocreales; Ophiocordycipitaceae. The record is from RefSeq and is a predicted model, not a curated record.
CGUCCCCAUCGGCCGCCGAAUUUCUGCUGUCUUGUCGAAUUGAAGGUAUUCCCACCCAGGUGUAGUGGCCUCGGUAGCAGCUGGCGGCCUGCUCAAAGUGGUCAGGGCGAGUUUGUGACGUGAAAGGGACUUGGUGGCUCACUGUUGUUCCUUUUCCCAGCUCCGAUAAACAGACGUAGCGUCCCGUCGAACUGCCUUUGUUCGUCCACAGUACAGUACAAGACUGCAACCAGACACUUUUACCGAAGAUGGCGUCCCUUCCCAAGGAGAUGAAGGCUCUCAGGUAUGAGAAGCCCGAGGACUUUUCCAUUGUCACGGUCCCUCUACCGAAGCUGCGGGACAACGAUGUCUUGGUCCAAGUCAAGGCCUGUGGUGUUUGCGGCACAGAUCUACACAUCCACGAGGGUGAAUUCAUCGCCAAGUUUCCCCUGAUUCCGGGACACGAGACUGUUGGCGUGAUCGCUGCCAUUGGCAAAGAUGUCAAAGGCUUCGAGAUUGGCGAUCGUGUUGCCGCUGAUAACAGCGAGCUCUGCAACGAGUGCUUCUACUGCCGACGUGGCCAAUUGCUGCUGUGUGAAAACUUCAAUGCCCACGGCGUCACCAUGGACGGCGGCUUCGCCGAAUACUGUGCCUAUCCCGCCGCAAAGGUCUUCAAAAUCCAUAACCUGAAUUGGGUCGACGCCACCCUCCUCGAACCCGCCUCCUGUGCGUGCCACGGUCUGGAGAAGAUCCGGCCCAAGUUGGGAUCUCACGUCCUCAUGUUCGGCGCUGGUCCUACUGGUCUCAUGCUUGCUCAGCUGUUGCGUCAGAACGGAGGCUGCCAGGUCACAAUUGCGGCCCCUCAGGGUCUCAAGAUGGAGCUGGCCAAGAGCCUCGAUGCAGCUGACACCUAUAUAGAGCUGUCCCGCGAGAAUCCUAGCGCACAGUUUGACAAGCUGAAGGCCGAUAACCCAUAUGGCUUCGACAUUGUCGUUGAGGCCACGGGUUCCGUCAAGAUUCUGGAGGACUCUAUCAACUAUGUUCGCCGCGGCGGCACGCUCGUAGUCUAUGGUGUCUAUGCCAACAAGGACAGAGUUUCGUGGCCGCCGUCAAAGAUCUUUGGUGACGAAAUUACCAUCAUCGGUUCCUUCUCCGAGACUUACAUGUUCCCUGCCACGAUUGACUACCUUGACUCGGGCAAGGUCAAGACCAAGGGCAUCGUUAACAAGACGUUCAAGCUUGAGCAGUUUGGGGAGGCCCUGCAAAGCAUCAAGGACAAGACUGCCAUCAAGGCCGCGAUUGUGUUCGACUAGAUUGAUGACUUGCCAGGAGGCGGCACGGAAGUCGCUUGGUGGAUAGCUGCUUCAAUUGACGGCGUAUGAGCGUCACGGUCAAUGCCACAAUAUGGGGGUGUAGAGUAGCAUUUACUUAGGCCAUAGACCUGAAGGGACGCGGUCGAAACCUGGCAUAGACGAUGAGG